Penicillium expansum is the source of this 942-nucleotide messenger RNA. RefSeq lists its product as uncharacterized. NCBI's taxonomy places the organism in Eukaryota, Fungi, Ascomycota, Eurotiomycetes, Eurotiales, Aspergillaceae. The transcript has a single exon. The coding region runs from base 1 to 942 and encodes 313 amino acids. The record is from RefSeq and is a predicted model, not a curated record.
AUGAGAACCUCAAUUGCCGCCCUUGCUCUCGCUCUCUCCGGCUCUGCCGUGGGUGCCCCGUUCUUUAACGAUACUCACAUUGCAUCCAACUCUUCUGCUGUGUCGACUCCUGUUCAUCUGUCGACCAACUCGCCUCUUCCCACCGGCAGUGGUGUGAAGGGCGGAGGGGCCAUCGCCAUCCCGACGGAUCUUCCAUCCCUGGCUUCUGAUGCUCAGUCGGUGGCUGCAGCCCUCGCUUCUCUCGGUGCUGGCGCUCAGAAGCGCGGCGAGUCUCUGUCGAUCCCCACAGACCUUCCGUCCUUGCUGGAAGAUGCCCAGUCUAUUGGCAGUGCUAUUGCGUCCGCUGAUGUCCAGAAGCGUGGCGAGUCUCUGUCUAUUCCUACGGAUCUUCCCUCGUUGAUUUCUGAUGCCCAGUCGGUUGCGGCUGCGCUGGCAUCCGCGGGUAUCCAGAAGCGCGGCGAGUCGCUUUCCAUUCCCACAGACCUUCCGUCUCUUUUGGAAGAUGCUCAGUCCAUUGGCAGUGCUAUUGCCUCCGCUGGAGCCCAGAAGCGUGGCGAGUCUCUGACAAUCCCUACCGAUCUCCCCUCUUUGCUUUCUGAUGCUCAGUCGGUGGCUGCAGCCCUCGCUUCUCUCGGUGCUGGCGUUCAGAAGCGCGGCGAGUCUCUGUCGAUUCCUACAGAUCUUCCAUCCUUGCUGGAAGAUGCCGAAUCCAUUGGCAGUGCUAUUGCCUCCGCUGGUGUCCAGAAGCGCGGCGAGGGGACUCUUCCUCUCUUGACCCCCACUGGCACUCCGACUCCUACCGUUCCAUUUGGAACUCGCUUCCCUAAGCCUUUCAGCACUCUUUUCGCUUCCUCUUCUGUGGCCGCUUCCUCUUCUGGUGUUGCUUCUCCUUCCGGGUCUGCUUCUUUGUCCGGUAUCACGUCGUCAUCUACCGCCCUCUGA